AUGGCCUCUUUCUUCUCUACACCACUUUGGAGAUCAUCUCCAAUGCAAAUGGUACAAUUAUUUGUACAAAUUGAAGCUGCUCAUGAUACCGUCGACGAAUUGGGUAAAUUGGGUUUAAUUCAAUUCAUUGAUCACAAUGAAAAUGUUAAUGCAUUCCAAAGAUAUUUCGUAAAUGAAGUAAAGAGAUGUGAUGAAAUGGAAAGAAAACUUAAAUAUUUUGAAGAUCAAAUUAAAAAGGAACCAAAGAUUUACAAAAAGUUGGAACAAUUACAACAAGAGCCAACCGAUGUACCAGCCGAAGAAGCCUUGCAAAUGGACGAAUUAGAGACACGUUUUGACGAACUCGAACUCGAACUCAAGCAAGCCAACAACAAUUUGGAAACCCUCCAAAGAAACUACAACGAAUUGAUCCAAUUGCGUUAUGUACUCACCAAGGAUGCCGUCUUUUUCCAAGAGAAUCCAAACUUGGCCGGUCCACAAGGUGAACACUCUGCCAGAAGCCCACUCUUGUCCGAGGAAGCCAUCGUUGACGUUGGCAAGCAAGGUGUCAAGCUCGGUUUCAUUACCGGUGUCAUGAACACUGAAAAGAUGCCAGCUUUCCAACGUUCACUCUGGAGAGCCACCCGUGGUAACAAUUUCGUCAGAGACGCCUUGAUCGAAGAGGAUAUUGUCGACCCACACUCUGGUGAAGAGGUCUGCAAGACUGUAUUUAUCGUAUUCUUCCAAGGUGACCGUCUCCAAACCAAGAUUAAAAAGAUCUGUGAAUCUUUUGGUGCCAACAUUUACGACUGUCCAGACACUUCUUUUGAACGUGCCAACCUCCUCCAAAAGGUUUCCGUCCGUAUCCAAGAUCUCUCUGUCGUUCUCGACCGUUCCAAGGACCACAAGCGUCAAGUCUUGCUCGGCAUUGUCUCGCGUCACUCUCUCUGGACCACCAAGGUUCUCAAGGAAAAGUCCAUCUAUCACACUAUGAAUCUUUUCGACUAUGAUGUCGGUCGUAAGUGUUUGAUUGCCAAGGGUUGGUGUCCAAAGACCUCGACCGAAGCCAUCCAAAUCGCUCUCAAGACUGCCACCACUCGUAGCGGUGCUCUUGUCCCAUCGGUCCUCUCGGUCAUCAAGCCAGAAGGCGAUGCUCCAACCCAUUUUGAGACCAACAAAUACACCAAGUCGUUCCAAGACAUUGUACACGCCUAUGGUAUUGCUCAUUACCGUGAAAUCAAUCCAGCUGUCAUGACUAUUGUCACUUUCCCAUUCCUCUUUGGUGUUAUGUUUGGUGAUGUUGGUCACGGUGUGAUGAUGUUGGCUGCCUCCAUUGCACUCAUCCUACUCGAAAAGAAGUUGGACGGCAAAAAGCUCAACGAAAUCAUCAAGAUGCCAUACGACGGUCGUUAUGUACUCUUCCUCAUGUCUCUCUUUGGUAUCUAUGUCGGUUUCAUCUACAACGAACUCUUUUCCAUCCCAAUGGACAUUUUCGGCUCCAACUAUAAAAACAUCGAUGGCGUCAUGGUCCAAACCGAUGUCAACCGUACCUACCCAUUCGGUGUCGAUCCAGUCUGGAAGGGUGCUCCAAACGAAUUGGACUAUUACAACUCUUUCAAGAUGAAGUUGUCUGUUAUCUUUGGUAUCAUUCAAAUGUCUGUCGGUAUCGUCUUUUCCUUGCUCAACUAUCUCAACCAAAAGGGCAAGAUCAAGUGGAUCAACAUUUUAACUCAAUUUAUUCCACAAGUCAUCUUUUUAUGGUCUAUUUUCGGUUACAUGUGUUUCAUCAUCUUCCUCAAGUGGAUCCACCCAUACCAUCGUCUCGGCACUGAUCCACCAUUUGUUCUCCCACUCAUCAUUGCUAUGUUCCUCCAACCAGGUACCGCCCCAGAACCCCUCCUCUACCAAGGUCAACACACUGUCCAAUUGAUCCUCCUCUUUGCCGCCUUUAUCUCGGUGCCAAUCAUGCUUAUUCCAAAGCCAUUGAUCUUGAAAAAGAUGCACGAGGAUGAAGUCAAGGCCAAGGCUCUUGGUCAAUUCCACGAAGAAGAACAUGACGACGAAGAACUCGUCAUUGGCGGUCACGGUGAUCACUUUGAAUUUGGUGAAGUCUUUGUUCAUCAAGUUAUUCACACUAUCGAAUUCGUACUCGGUGCCAUCUCCAACACUGCCUCUUAUCUCCGUCUUUGGGCUCUUUCUUUGGCUCACUCUGAAUUGUCAACUGUAUUCUGGGAACGUAUCCUCAUUGGUCAGAUCCAAGGUGGUAAUCCAUUCAUGGCUUUCAUUGGUUUUGGCGCUUGGUUGGGUGGAAGUAUCGCAGUUUUGCUUAUUAUGGAAAGUCUUUCAGCUUUUUUGCAUGCAUUGAGAUUGCACUGGGUAGAAUUCCAAAAUAAGUUUUAUAUUGGUGAUGGUAAAUCUUUCUCUCCCUUCUCUUACAAGACUGUUUUGUCUGGUGAUUCUGAUGAAGCUUAA
Molecule: messenger RNA, 2451 nt
Organism: Cavenderia fasciculata
Lineage: Eukaryota; Evosea; Eumycetozoa; Acytosteliales; Cavenderiaceae
Gene: vatM
Product: vacuolar proton ATPase
Exons: 3
Coding region: 1-2451 (816 amino acids)
Biological process (GO): vacuolar acidification; proton transmembrane transport
Cellular component (GO): vacuolar proton-transporting V-type ATPase complex; vacuolar proton-transporting V-type ATPase, V0 domain
Molecular function (GO): ATPase binding; proton-transporting ATPase activity, rotational mechanism
Source: RefSeq, a predicted model, not a curated record